Molecule: messenger RNA, 2068 nt
Organism: Nerophis ophidion (straightnose pipefish)
Lineage: Eukaryota; Metazoa; Chordata; Actinopteri; Syngnathiformes; Syngnathidae
Gene: pdlim7
Product: PDZ and LIM domain 7
Exons: 11
Coding region: 182-1456 (424 amino acids)
Biological process (GO): muscle structure development; actin cytoskeleton organization; heart development
Cellular component (GO): Z disc; adherens junction; filamentous actin
Molecular function (GO): muscle alpha-actinin binding; actin binding
Source: RefSeq, a predicted model, not a curated record
AUUGAGACUCGGCACUGGGCCAUGUGACCUGUGACGUCUGGGUGUGCUCAAAGACGCCAAUGGAGCUUCCACGGUGGCUUCCUCACAUCCGCCUCAAGGAAGUCCGACAGUUCGCAGCUUUUCACGGCGCUAUCCGGUAGUCUGCUGGCGGUGAACAAAACACGGGGAGGAACUUGAGGCUAUGAACGUGUACUCCGUAACUCUCAGCGGCCCAGCGCCGUGGGGCUUCAGGCUGCAGGGCGGCAAGGACUUCAGCAUGCCCCUCACCGUGUCAAGGCUGACCCCAGGCGGUAAGGCAGCUCAGGCUGGUGUCAGGGUGGGAGACUGGGUGGUGUCCAUCGAUGACCUCAACUCCGAGGACAUGACCCAUGUGGAGGCCCAAAACAAGAUCAGAGCUGCGUCAGACUCCCUUGCACUCACUCUUAACAGAGCUGUCAAAGCUGAUGGUGAGCAGAAGGACUCGCGUGCCAUGGCUUGUGCGCAGCCAAAGUACUCCUUUGCCCCCAGCACCACCAUUAACAAGAUGGCAAGGCCUUUCUCAGCAGGGGGCGCUAGCGCCAGCUCGGGACCUGUUAUUAAACCUGUUGCCUACUCACCUAAACUUAACACGCCGCGCUCUCAGGGCAGCGCCAGUGUGCAGCAACCACAGAAUGGCCUAGAGCCAACUCCAUCACCUGCCAAGGCCCAGACAGCCAAUAAACCAGAUGGAUCCAAGACUGCGUCUGCAGCAGUUGGCGCCCCAGCUCCUUCCUCUCGACCUCCAUGGGUGACAGACCAACACUUUGCAGAUCGCUUUCGCCCAGACAAGACGAGCACGGUGGUGACGCAGCACCAGCAGCCCGUUCAGCCGACACCCAUGCAAAACCGCAGCUCUAUCCUUCAGGCAGCGCAGCAGGCGCCCGGAGACAGCGGGAGGACCCCUGUGUGUGGCGCCUGCAACAAAAUAAUCAGGGGUCGCUACCUGGUGGCCUUGGGACGCUCUUGGCACCCUGAGGAAUUCACAUGUUCGCAGUGCAAGGUGGUCCUGGAGGAAGGCGGCUUCUUUGAGGAGAGAGGUUCUGUCUUCUGCACCAAGUGCCACGAUAACCGCUAUGCACCAAACUGUGCAAAGUGCAAAAAGAAGAUCACUGGGGAAAUCAUGCACGCCCUGAAGAUGACCUACCAUGUUCAGUGUUUCAAGUGUGCAGCCUGCAAGGCUCCUAUUAGGAACCAGGCCUUCUACAUGGAGGAGGGAGAACCUUACUGCGAGAGAGAUUAUGAAAAGAUGUUUGGAACCAAAUGUCACGGCUGCGACUUCAAGAUCGAUGCCGGGGAUCGCUUUCUGGAAGCUUUGGGCUACAGUUGGCAUGAUUCAUGCUUUGUCUGUGCUCUGUGUCAGAUCAACCUGGAGGGGAAGACUUUUUACUCCAAGAAGGAUAAGCCUCUCUGCAAAGGACAUGCCUUCGCCCCCGUGUGAGACAUGGAGCUCCAGUGCAUCAAGAGGGGGGAAAAACCGCCUCCCUAUAUCUUGCGCUUUCCUUAGUGGGCCUGCAGCACCAUCACUGCUUUCCUCUCCUCCUCCUCCUCUUCUUCCUCCUCCUCCUCCUCCUCCUCCGUCAGACUGACUUUUUAGUUUGGAUGUUUGAAGCUUAACGCUGCUGCAUGUCUCAUCCAAUACUGGACCGAGUCAGCAGAUUAUGUCCAUAUCAUUACAUUGUAUACACUGCAGUUGUUUAGAUUGGACAUUUUAAAAAGUCAUGCAUUUCACACAGAUUAUAGACUAUUGCAGUCUGAGGCCCAAUCAGUGAAACGCCAUCAAUAAUUCCCCCAUAAAACCACAAGAGCCAGUCGCUGCUGACUUUCCACUUAAAGAGCACAUUCAGAUGCUUUGUUUUAAAGACAAGAUUUGAUGUUCCCAAAGAUAGUUUAGAUUUUAGAAUUUAAGCUCUAUAUUUCUUUUGUUAAUCUCUUUCUGCAUUUACUCUUUUUUAACUUUAUAUGUAUUUAUAUUGCUUCAGAAUACUGUACUGUAUGUGUUUUUUAAAUAACUUGGAAUCAUCGAAUAAAGUCACCAUUAUUGAUAUUACAA